AUGUCUGCAGCUGCCUCCACCUCAGCAGCCCCAGCGAUGGACGAUCGCAAGACGCUUCGACUUCACAUAUGGGGCUCGUCGUCCUCCGUGCCCACACUCGACCCGACCUCGCUUUACGCUGCAUCCCUUCUGCAGGCCACAUUCGCCCGCACCGACACCGUAAAAGUACAGCUCGCCUCCGCGUCGACAUCGCUUUCGCGUGUGCCCCUACUGCAGGUGCUCAACGAGGACGACGAGACGGUAGAGCUGCUGGACAGCAUCGACUCCAUCCGCGCAUACUGUGUCGCCUCUGGCAUCGACUCAGCCCUCACCUCCGAUGAAGAGCGCGCCAAGCAAACAGCGCUGCACGCCCUGCUCGACGAUCAGCUGCUGGACCUCACCCUCCACUCGCUUUUCAGCCUGCCCGCCAACUUCCGCACCGCCACUGCUCCCGCCUACUCGUCCGUCGGUGGCAUCGAUUCUCCUUCCUCCUCUGCACUGUCCAAGCUCGCCUCGCUGCCAUCGCGUUUCCAGCCAUCGAUCCCGUCGCGACUGCGCAAUGUGGUCGAAACGCGCCUCACCGCAGUCGGGCUGUGGGGGCUCGGCGGCAAGGAGGCGUCCGCCAAGACGGGCGAGACCGACGAGUUGGCCGCCCGAGCAGGUUUGCCAGCACGAAAGCGCGGGCUCGGGGCUUCGGCAAAGGAUGCGGUGCGGGACGAGUUUGAGCGGUCCAAGCUAGGCAGACGGUGGAGUGAGGUGCUGGACGUCGUCGAAUCUGCGCUGUCCUCAGGCGGACUUGGGGGGCAGGAGGUGAGCAGUCUGGACGCGCACGUCUUCGGAUACCUCGCACCGUUGUUGUUCGCCGAACCGAGGCUGCCGGUGGAUACCCUGCCCAGGCUGGUCGCCGCAUCCUACCCGCGACUGGCAGCGUACCUGACGAGCACAAAGGAGAAGCUCUUUCCGGAGACACCAAGUUGGAUCUCACCCACCCAGGCUCUCGCCAAUCCACCCUCGAUGGACGCUGCAAGCUCGUCCGGCCUCCUCUCGUACAUCUGGCCUUUCACGCCCGCUUCGAACAAGGCAAGUUUCGCACCCAAACCAACAGCAGAAUUCGCGACAACAGCACCGCGAGAGCGACAGAGAAAAGCGCAGAACCCAGCGACGUCUCCUGAAGACAGGAGACUGCGAUGGGGCCGUGCGCUGUGGAUCUGCUCGGCGCUCGUCGGGCUGGUUGGGUAUACGUUUGCAAGUGGCAUUGUGAGUGUCAGAUUUGUCGGCCCUGAUGAGGUUGUGGAGGUGGAGGAUGAUGAGGAUGAUGAUGACGAUGAUGAUGAUGACGACGACGAUGAGGAUGAGCAUGAAGAUGAGAAUGAGGAGGACGAAGAGCAAGACGGAUGGGAGGCGCAAACCGAAGACGAUCUGGAGGAGGAGAUUGAUAUGGACGACGACGAUGACGACGAGGAGGAGGAGUACUAA
Molecule: messenger RNA, 1455 nt
Organism: Kalmanozyma brasiliensis GHG001
Lineage: Eukaryota; Fungi; Basidiomycota; Ustilaginomycetes; Ustilaginales
Exons: 1
Coding region: 1-1455 (484 amino acids)
Biological process (GO): mitochondrion organization
Cellular component (GO): SAM complex
Source: RefSeq, a predicted model, not a curated record